AUGUCGUUACGGGGCAGCUCGGGCAAAGCGCUUAUAGAAGUGGUUGAGUGCGCUGGCGGUGAGCCGACGCGGAAGGAUGAUUGCGAGACGUGGGUAUACAUGUUAGUCGAAUUCACAUACGGACGCCUUCCGUGGAAGGAAAUUCAGGAUAUGAACCAAGUAGGUGAGUACAAAAAGCGUGUUCGUCAGCCUAUGUAUAUUAUGGAGCUCUUCCCGCCGCCCUGCCCUCGUGAGUACAUUGAGGCACUUCAGUAUAUUGACGGAUUGAAGUACUACGAUGCCCCAAACUAUCAGUACAUUUAUGGCAUUAUGCGAAGGGCUCUGCAGUCAUCUAGAGCGCAAGAAUUUCCAUAUGAUUGGGAAAUGGGUGGUCCGACGGCUUACUUACUUCAGUAG
Molecule: messenger RNA, 396 nt
Organism: Cooperia oncophora
Lineage: Eukaryota; Metazoa; Nematoda; Chromadorea; Rhabditida; Trichostrongylidae
Source: the annotation of a GenBank genome assembly